Messenger RNA from Penicillium odoratum, 2976 nucleotides. RefSeq names its product kynureninase (gene bna5-1). The coding region runs from base 1 to 2976 and encodes 991 amino acids. Gene Ontology annotation, molecular function: pyridoxal phosphate binding; kynureninase activity; transmembrane transporter activity. Gene Ontology annotation, cellular component: cytoplasm. Gene Ontology annotation, biological process: transmembrane transport; NAD+ biosynthetic process. The record is from RefSeq and is a predicted model, not a curated record. Lineage: Eukaryota; Fungi; Ascomycota; Eurotiomycetes; Eurotiales; Aspergillaceae. The transcript has 6 exons.
AUGGGCUCGAGACAACAUCUUCGUGCGAUGACAUCGGGUCCUCCACUCCCAUAUCAAGAUGAUAUCAGAGCCUACAAGAAGGACUAUGCCGAGGCGCUCGAUGCACAGGAUCCUCUUCGUGACUUUCGGAAAGAAUUUAUCAUUCCCUCAAAAAAGGAUCUGAAGCGAACAACUCUUGCAGCAGAUGGAGAUACGGAUGAAGCUUUAGACCCGAAAUGUAUCUAUUUCUGUGGAAACUCUCUUGGUGUCCAGCCUCACAACACCCGGAGAUACAUUGAACGGUAUUUGCGCACCUGGGCGACAAAGGGCGUGACGGGGCACUUUGUUCCACACGAUGACGAACUACUCCCUCCAUUUGUCGAUGUCGACACUGCGGCGGCAAAGUUGAUGGCCCCGUUGGUAGGAGCUUUGCAGAGUGAGGUGGCAGUCAUGGGCACCUUGACUGCCAAUCUUCACCUUCUCAUGGCCAGCUUCUACCGUCCCACCCAGGAAAAGUAUAAAAUCAUUUUGGAGGGCAAAGCAUUUCCCAGUGACCAUUACGCAGUCGAGUCGCAAAUCCGGCACCACAAUCUCGAUCCAAAGGAUGCAAUGGUCCUGAUCGAACCACAGGACCCUGAUCACCCAAUCUUGACAACAGAGCAGAUCCUUCAGGUAAUUGAUGACAAUGCCUCCAGUACGGCACUGGUCAUGCUUUCAGCAGUUCAAUUCUACACGGGCCAGUACUUUGAUAUCGAACGUAUCACAGCACAUGCUCAAUCGAAAGGCAUUUUGAUCGGCUGGGAUUGUGCCCAUGCUGCUGGAAAUGUAGAUCUCAAGCUGCAUGACUGGAAUGUGGAUUUUGCAGCCUGGUGUACAUACAAGUACAUCAACAGUGGACCAGGCGGAAUGGCUGGCCUAUUUGUUCACGAACGCCACGGCCACGUGGAUGAAGAACAGAAAGAUGGCCAGGAUGCAUUUCGCCCCCGCUUCUCAGGUUGGUGGGGCCACGAUAGCAAAACCCGCUUCCAAAUGGUGAACGAAUUCGUUCCCCAACCCGGUGCUGCCGGCUUUCAACUUUCAAAUCCCUCGGUCUUGGAUAUUAAUGCCGUCAUUGCAUCCCUCGAAAUCUUCAACCGGACGACAAUGAAGGAGAUUCGACAAAAGUCUUUAAAUUUGACGGGUUAUCUCGAGCAUCUGCUACUCAAGUACCCUCUAGAUUCCCCACCCGAAGACAAGCCGUUCACGCUCAUUACACCGUCCAACCCAGCAGAAAGAGGAGCUCAACUGAGCUUGCGGCUCCAGCCUGGGCUGUUGGACCAUGUCCUUCACCACCUGGAAGAGAACGGGGUUGUUGUCGACGAGAGAAAACCCGACGUGGUUCGAGUGGCGCCUGCGCCAUUGUAUAAUACCUAUGCAGAAGUGUGGGAGUUUUGCCAAAUCUUUUUGCAGGCGUGCCGAGAGGCUAAAUCUACUGAGAUUGAUCCAGAAACACCUCAAGACCAUGCAGGAGACAGUAGAGAGGUCGACAAUGUCGACUAUUCAGUCUUCACACCUCAUCAAAAGCAAAUUAUUGUGUUUAUAGCCUCUUGGGCGGGGUUUUUCUCCCCGGUCUCUUCACAGAUCUACUUCCCAGCGUUGAACACUCUUGCGGAAGAUCUUCAUGUGUCUAAUUCACUAAUUAAUCUUACUUUGACAAGUUAUAUGAUUUUCCAAGGCCUAUCGCCGAUGUUCAUCGGAGAUUUCGCCGAUAAGGCCGGCAGACGACCAGCUUACAUGGUAUGCUUUACGCUCUACAUUGCUGCCAACAUUGGAUUGGCCUUACAAAAUAAUUAUGCCGCACUGUUCGUCCUUCGGUGUUUACAAAGUGCAGGAAGUAGCACCACCAUUGCUUUGUCCUCUGGCGUCGUCUCCGAUGUUGCUACUGUCGCCGAGCGAGGCUCAUACAUGGGCUUCGUCACAGCAGGUUCACUCUUAGGUCCCUCAGUUGGCCCCGUCAUUGGAGGUCUAUUGGCCCAAUAUCUCGGAUGGAGAGCGAUCUUCUGGUUCCUCGCCAUUUUUGCGGGUGCUUUCCUUGUCCCAUUUCUGAUCUUCUUUCCGGAGACUGCUCGUGGUGUUGUAGGCGAUGGGUCUUUGCCGCCGCAGAAAUGGAAUAUGUCUCUGAUAAGUUACCUCAAGUCCCGCAAAGCCAGGGCAGAAGGAAUCGACUCUCCAGUGGCUUCGGAAAAGCAGAAGCUGAGCUUUCCAAAUCCUUUUAAGACACUCAGCAUCGUGUUCCAGAAAGAUACCAGCAUCAUUCUUUUCUGCAAUGCAAUUCUAUUUGCAGGUUUCUACGAUGUCAGUGCCACUAUUCCCUCGAUCUACAGCGAAUUGUACGGGCUGGACGAUCUUCAGAUUGGCCUGUGCUAUAUUCCAUUUGGUCUUGGCGCUACCAUCGCAUCUAUUCUGAACGGCAAAUUUCUGGACUUCAACUAUCGCCGACUGGCAAAGCAAAUGAACUUCCCACUGGUCAAGAAUCGCUUUGUAGACCUGCGACAUUUUCCCAUCGAAAAAGCUCGUCUUCAAAUUGCAUUUCCUCUACUGACGAUUGGAAGCCUGAGUAUUGUGGCCUUUGGAUGGUGUUUGAACUACGGUGUCCAUCUCGCUGCGCCGACCACCAUCCUAUUCGUCAUGGGACUCUCGCUGACGGGAUCUUUCAAUACUGUUGGUACACUACUGGUUGAUCUAUAUCCAACUCAAGCUGCUAAGGCGACUGCCGCCAAUAACUUUGUCCGGUGUUUGCUUGGAGCUGGUGCCACAGCCGUGGUUGACCUCAUGUUGUCAUCCAUGGGCCGUGGCUGGUGCUUUACAUUCGUUGCUCUUGUGAUGCUCUGUACGUCGCCAUUGCUCCUAGUCGUGAUCUUGAAAGGACCGAAAUGGCGUGAAGAGCGUCGUCUGAGGGAAGAGUGCAAGCUUGAUCCGCCUUGUGAGACGCGGCCAGAGAAUGUCAAGACCGGCUGA